Numida meleagris (helmeted guineafowl) is the source of this 1531-nucleotide messenger RNA. RefSeq names its product peroxisomal biogenesis factor 16 (gene PEX16). The coding region runs from base 2 to 1048 and encodes 348 amino acids. Gene Ontology annotation, biological process: peroxisome organization. The record is from RefSeq and is a predicted model, not a curated record. The transcript is spliced from 11 exons. Lineage: Eukaryota; Metazoa; Chordata; Aves; Galliformes; Numididae. Gene Ontology annotation, cellular component: peroxisomal membrane.
CAUGGCGGCGGCGGCCCCGUCCCGCGGUGCGGUGUGGCGGCUGCGGCAGCUGUGCCAGCGCUACCAGGAGUACGUGCGGCGGCACCCGGCCGCCACCGCGCAGCUGGAGGGCACCGUGCGCGGCCUCUCCUACCUGCUGCCAGGUCGCUUCGCGGACGCCCACGAGCUGUCGGAGCUCGUGUACUCCGCCUCCAACCUGCUGGUGCUGCUCAACGACUGGAUCCUGCGCAAGGAGCUGCCCCGAGGCCUGCCGGGGUCACUGCCCCAGCAGAAGCUGCUGACCUGGCUGAGCGUGCUAGAAUGUGUGGAGGUCUUUGCAGAGAUGGGGACAGCCAGGGUGUGGGGGGAGAUGGGCCGAUGGACCAUCAUUGUCCUCAUCCAGCUGGCUAAGGCCAUCCUCCGCCUCCUGCUGCUGCUGUGGUAUAAAGCUGGCAUCCAGACAUCUCCUCCCAUAGUGCCACUGAACAGGGAGCAGCAACAGUCUCUCCACUCCGAAGAUGUGGAAGGCAGCUCCUCAGGGAAAGAUCAGACCUAUGUUGGCAGGCGUUCCAGCCGUGUUGUGCGAUCUCUCCAAAACACUCCUUCCCUGCAGUCCAGGCACUGGGGGUCCCCCCAGCAGAGGGAGGAGACGCAGAGCCGAAGAGCAGAGGAGAUGAACCAGCCUCCCACCCCUCUGGGUCUCCAAGAAACCAUCGCAGAAUCGAUCUACGUUACCCGUCCUCUGCUCCACUUAUUGAGUUUGGGAGUGUGGGGACAGAGAUCAUGGAAACCCUGGCUCCUCUCAGCAGUCCUGGAUAUCUCGAGUUUGAGCUUGCUGAGUGAUCUGAAAGACCUGAACAGGAGAGAGCGAGCAGAGCUGAGGAGACGAACCAUCCUGCUGCUGUACUACUUGUUGAGAUCUCCUUUCUAUGACCGAUACUCAGAGGCAAGAAUCCUCUUCCUCCUGCGUUUGUUGGCUGAUUAUGUGCCUGGACUUGGCUUUGUCACACGGCCAUUGAUGGAUUACUUGCCUGCCUGGCAGAAAAUCUAUUUCUAUAACUGGGGCUGACGAGAAGAUGAUGAUUUUUAUUUGCUAAGAUCAUGGAUAGAUGUUUCUAAGGAGGGCUGGGGGAAGGCAUGUUGAUUAUAUCUAAUUUUCACUUAAACCAUCAGUGAGAAGCUCCUGUUCUGCAGGGUGGGGAGGGGGUGUAUAUAAUUUUUUAACAGAUCUAGCUGUGAAUGAUGGAUGCUACGUGUGUGGAGAGACCUUGGCCACCUCUUUCUAUGGACAGUGCUGUGGCUCCAGUGAUGGUGAAGGGACAACCUUUUUUAAGCACUUGAUUUUUCUCCUUUUGUAUGGCUGCGCUAUACUAAAGGCAGGCAGCAUAGAGAUUUUUGGAGAGCAUAGUCUCCCAACCUCGUGGCGUUGAGACUGACCUGCAGCCUGCUUGUGUUGGCCAUGCCUGGCCAAUUUGCGUGGAGUGGGCUUGUCUGUCAAAUAAACUGACUGGAUGGAAAGAACUGAGCUGAAGGAGCUCCUUUCCCUUGCUUA